AAGAAGAGGCGUAGUUUAGACACACAACAAGCAGCCCAGGGCACUUACACAACCCACUGUGUAUUUCCGUGUUACUUCCUUGUUCUGUCUUAUCUUUGGUAUUUUUCUGGAGAGAAAUGUGUAGACAGCGGUAAUUUUGGGGGGAUUCGGCUACUUAUCAAUGCGAGCGACAGAUACGCAUAAUAAUUGUUUUCUUUAGAUCCCCGCCUUGCGGUUACUGAUUCGUCAAGACCCGCUGAGGUGAUCAGGAGCUGUAGGACUUCUUCACCCCAGUACUUCUCGUCGAUGGCAGACUCCCGAGAAAGACGGAAAACCGGCGAAGAGCCUCAGGGUGCAGUCGGGGGUGAAGAUGUCAUCGAUGACAGAAUUAUGGAACAAGGAGCUGUUGUUUUAAGAGGGUAUGUCAUAGAGAGGGUCAGUGCAGAAAACCCAGAGAGACGUUUGACUCCAGAGGACCUUGGUGGCAGACCCAACGAACUAGAGGACCACCAAGUCAAAGACGUGGUACAACAACUGCUGCUGAUCGCUGAUGACCUGAACAGAAAUGCUGAGCUACAACACCUAAUAAGCACAGUCCAGGUAAACUGUGUCCAGGAUGUGUUCUUCUCAGUGGCCAGGGAAAUCUUUGCAGAUGGUAUCAACUGGGGCAGAGUGGUCUCCCUGUUUCACUUGGCCUACAAGCUUAUUUACAAGGCACUGACACAGAACCACUUAGAAAUCAUCAAGAAGGUUAUUAGCUGGGUAUUACAGUUCAUCAGGGAAAAUGUCUCCGCUUGGAUCCGACAGCAAGGAGGAUGGGAGGCGGUUGUUAGCACCGUGUCACAUUGGCGUACUGUGUCGCUUGUGGCUGCAGUGGCUUUCGUGAUGGCCGUGGUUUACUGGAGGAAAACACACUGACAUCAUCUCAGGAAGUGCCCUUGGUGAAAUCAAAGUGCCCUUAAAAUGUGGACAGUUCUCUAGGAAGACAGGUUAAUGUGUUAUGUCCUGUGCAGUUGAUUUGACUUUGGGGCACAGGUGACCUAGUAAUCUUUAUUUUUAUAUGUGUAUAUAUAUAUAUGAUGAAUUGAUCUGAAAAGGGAGAGUCAGGGGCUUUUUGGUACAGUACUCCAAACUGAGCAAGUAUUUAUUAGUACCAAUGUGAAACGGAAUUUUUCUAUUGCUCAAAAAAUAACCUUGUAAGGUGUUUUAUUGAACAAUGUUUUAUUGGACAUUAGAUGUUUUAUUGAAUCCCAAAUCUUCUAUUGAUUUGGAAUUAAAAGUAAACCACUACUAUUUUUUCACAGCUCUAAAUAGGUAUUAUAUAGAGUGGGGCAAAAAAGUAUUUAGUCAGCCACCAAUUGUGCAAGUUCUCCCACUUAAAAAGAUGAGAGGCCUGUAAUUUUCAUCAUAGGUACACGUCAACUAUGACAGACAACAUGAGGAAAGAAAAUCCAGAAAAUCACAUUGUAGGAUUUUUUAUGAAUUUAUUUGCAAAUUAUGGUGGAAAAUAAGUAUUUGGUCACCUACAAACAAGCAAGAUUUCUGGCUCUCACAGAACUGUGAGGCCCCUCUGUCCUCCACUCGUUACCUGUAUUAAUGGCACCUGUUUGAACUUGUUAUCUGUAUAAAAGACACCAAUGUGAUUUUCUGGAUUUUUUUUCCCCUAAUUUUGUCUGUCAUAGUUGAAGUGUACCUAUGAUGAAAAUUACAGGCCUCUCUCAACUUUUUAAGUGGGAGAACUUGCACAAUUGGUGGCUGACUAAAUACUUUUUUGCCCCACUGUAUAUGUAUCUGAAUGGACCAAAUGUCUUUUAAAUCGUGGCAAUCAUGCACACAUGUUUAAUAAAAAAUACCUUUGCCAAAGCAAACUAA
Oncorhynchus kisutch (coho salmon) is the source of this 1851-nucleotide messenger RNA. Its product is annotated as apoptosis regulator BAX-like. Gene Ontology annotation, molecular function: channel activity; BH domain binding. Gene Ontology annotation, biological process: release of cytochrome c from mitochondria; intrinsic apoptotic signaling pathway in response to DNA damage; extrinsic apoptotic signaling pathway in absence of ligand. The record is from RefSeq and is a predicted model, not a curated record. The coding region runs from base 286 to 897 and encodes 203 amino acids. Gene Ontology annotation, cellular component: mitochondrial outer membrane. NCBI's taxonomy places the organism in Eukaryota, Metazoa, Chordata, Actinopteri, Salmoniformes, Salmonidae. The transcript is spliced from 6 exons.